UAAAUCGACUGCCUGAAUAAACAGCACAGUUUGAGCGCUAACCGGUAGAAAGUAUCCACAUUUCGAUAUUACGCAAUCUGUACAAACAAUUCUUCAUAUAAAAACCGGUUUCGGAGGCUUAAUUUCGCGGUUAUUGUGUUUAUAAUAGACGCGAGUGUGAAAUUAUACCGACGCGCGUGUUUAGUGUAUAUGCGAUAACGACCGGCAUAUGACGUUUGCUAAGUGUUUGUGAAUUUGACUUUUCUGUGAAUGACAAACUGAUAGUGUUGCUAGUGAUAAAAAAGAAGCCUUAAAGAUUUCAAUCUUGUUGCUGGAUUUGAGACAUUGCAAGAUUAUUAAACAGGAUACGUCAACGUCUGCGCGGCAGUUUGCCUUGUACUCCUGGUGGGUGGACUAUCACCUCAGUCAUCGGCAGCACCUCAUAAACGAACCAUGGACAGACAACGUAGAUCGCCCUCGCAAGAGAACAGUCUUUGGGGAAAUCCUUGCGACUAUGAUUCAAAUUCAAAAUCAGCGUUAAAAUACACGUCGAAACUGGCCAAAGAUGUCGCGUCGCAAGCGAGGAACGCUCUAGAGUCAACAGCGAAAUACAAAGACAAAUUCGCAUCAAAACUUCACAGCUUCCCAUCAUUCGAGCAGUUACUACCGGUGUGGAGCUCAUUUGACUGGCUCAGAAAUUUCACGUGGUUUCCUGAAGAGGGCUUGCCUAAAGAAAAGCUACUUUUCCAGCCAAUCUCUCAAGAAUAUAUGGAUAGUUUAAUGAAUAAGAUUGACGAGGUAUUACCGUCAAUGUACAAGGGAUUGAAGAUGGUGGUCGCCGGCUUGUACUCCAUCAGCAAGGAGGGACUCAACGACGACAUCCUGGCUGACGCCAGCCUCAAGCACAACAUCACGCAGUCCAUGCACAAUGUACGAGCCGUGCUGUGUUUGUUCGAUGAGCUCAUGCGAUCGCGCAAAUUACAAAUCAUGACACUCCCGGACUCAGAGCUGCCUAAGAUGGACGAGGUCGACAAGAUGGCGUACGCAUUACUCGUAUACAGAGACACCCUUAACUACUUGGAGUACAUUGCCCAGGUCUUCCAAACUAUGUACGAAAUGGACUCGAAGAAGGAAUAACUCCUGUCAAUCGGGUAUCUAGUUAAUUGAACCGUAGCUGGCUUGCGGUCGGCCACUCCGUCGGUCAGGCUUGGCUACUAUUUCGUUGGUGCUUUUGUAAACAAAUGUUAAUGCUUACUCACGCUAAGAGUAUAUUUGAUUAGCAAAUAAUUGAUGCCAAAUGCAUUAUCCCAUUAAAUCAUUAGAAGAUUUGCUAUCUACGAGAUGCAUUGUAUUUUAACUGUAAUAUAAUAAUAAUUUUAAAAUACACGAUAGAGUUACAAGUAUAUCAGCGUCUGGGAACUUUUAACCGGAAUUAAUUGCAAUAUUAAUUAUUUGCUACUCAAUUGAAUGUAGUAGGGUGAGCGUAAGCUAAUGACGCGACAUUUUACAGUAUUCGACUUCGGCCUAAGGGAUCUCUACGUUGAAAUUGCACCACGGAUUGAUGAAAUACGUAUAUGCCAUUACAUUGCCAUUUCAGUCUAGAGCGAAUCAGUUCCUUUACUUGUUGUAAAUAGUUACGAAUUGUAAUAUUUAUUGAUGAAAGUGCAGCUUAAUUCUAAAUUUCCCCGAUAUCCUAGUCAAGGUUACUUAUUUAUUUCUCGCGUAAACUUCAAUUUAGUGUUUGUUUUAAAUCUCUAGUAUUAGUCUUCAUUCCAAUAGUUUGAAUGACAAUGUUAGGAUAUAAAUCAGUUGAGUGUCUGAUACUUAUAUAUGAUUUAAUAGGAUAUUUAUAUUAUUAUUGUUCUUGAUGAAUGCUUGAGGAACGGUCGAGGCUGCGACUUACAGGGCGUUGAAUAAAAUGAGAAUCGCUGCCAAUAGAGUAUUACGUAUAAAUCUGUAUUUAUUGACCAUUACAGAGAUUCUUAUUUUGUUCACUGCUGCUGUCUUGUAUAUUUAUAAUUGCUAGUUUCAUUUUAGUAUUACUUGGAUUCUUUGUUAACUAUUUAUAUCGCUGUUACAGAAAUAUGACUAGCUUUAAAAGAGCUGUUAAUUAUAUUAUUGUAAAAACAGAGCCAGUGUAUUUAUGACUUAAUCAUUAUUUGUAUAGUUCAAAUAGUAUUUAUAACUGCGCAAACAUAAAGGCUAUGUUUGUGAUAUUAAAUUAUUAUUACAUUUA
Leptidea sinapis is the source of this 2215-nucleotide messenger RNA. RefSeq lists its product as uncharacterized. The record is from RefSeq and is a predicted model, not a curated record. NCBI's taxonomy places the organism in Eukaryota, Metazoa, Arthropoda, Insecta, Lepidoptera, Pieridae. The transcript has 7 exons. Bases 433 to 1116 code for a protein of 227 amino acids.